AUUACAUACAACGUUAAGAAUUCAGUUUUCAGUCAAAAUUUUAGAUACAACACGACGUUAGAUAAGCGGGAUUCAAGUAUUUUUUUUGGUCUCUUGUCGUUGAUGCUGCGAAAUCUACGUACAAUCCACAAAUGCUGCUGACAAUUGAGAUAAGUAAAGGUGGUUGAAUCAUAGCUUUGAAGCAAUUUUAGUGUAUCUUAUCAGUGCAGAGCUGAAACCAGUACAGAAUCACGAUCAGCUUAAGUAAAUAUCAAUACUAAAAUUGAGCAACGCAGCACAGUGACACCGCAUUGAGAUUUCAUAAAGAAAAACAAGCAGCAUCUCUAUUGGUGUUUUCAGUCACAAACGAAUUUUAUAGUGCAUAAUGUAAUUAUUGAGAAUCCGGUAUCCGGUAACAAAAUAGUUCAUAAAAAUCAGUUAAUAAUUAAAAUAUACGAAGGUGCGGAAAGGUUUUGCAAAGCUUGAAUAAAACCAUUUAAAGCAAAAUGUGUAUACCGAAAGUCGUAGAAGGAGUUUUUAUACAACGUCUGGCGACAGUUUUCGGUAGUUUGCUGUGCUUGAAUUUUGGUGUCACAUUUGGCAUAACGCCAACACACACCCAACUCUACAGAAGCAUUGAGACGCCACUUAAUAGACCAAUAAGUUACUCACAAGGUGCCUGGAUUACCGGACAUCUCUUCUUAACUGCUGCUUGUGGAGCGCUUAUAUCUGGAUUUGCUGCACGUAAAAUUGGCGCAAAAGCAGUGUUGCUCAUUGCUGGUCUUCUACAGAUUACCGGCUGGUUUUGCAUACAUUUUGGCUAUGAUAUCUUGCACAUAUAUUCAUCGCGCAUGUUUGCCGGAGUGGCAGCUGGUGCGUCUUUUACUGUAUUGCCCAUAUACAUAAAUGAAAUAUCGGAACCUGUAAAUCGCGGACAAUUAAUGGUUACAAUGGAUGUUUUACGUGCGGUGGGCAUUAUUUUAGGCUUCCUAUUCGGCAUGUAUAUACCUUAUGACUUCGUGAAUAUUGUGGGUUUAGGCAUUUCAUUUGCAUUUGCUCUUGCAUUCCCCUUUAUGCAGGAGAGUCCAUACUAUUAUCAACGUAAUAAUAAUGUGUCUAAUAUGGAAAAAUCGUUACGUUGGUUCCGUGGUAUUAGGGAUUUUGAUAUGCGUGAGAAGCCAGAAUAUUUACAAGAAUUGGCCAUUUUUAAAGGAGUAAUACAGAACAAGAGAAUCGCCGAGAUGACUAUGCCACGUGCUUACGUCCUUAAACUUUUCUUGUACGCUAUUGUUCUUGCGAUCGGUACGAAUUUGAAUGGUGCACUUCUCUUUCUCACUUACGCACCGGAUAUACUAGAAAAGACCGAAAUACCACUCGAUCACAAUAUAUUAAUAUUAAUUUUGGCUGCUAUGCAAAUUGUUGGUGCACUUCUAACGUAUUUGAUUGGCGAGAAAAUUAAUCGUAAGAUUUUACUUUGCAUUACAGCAUUUUUAAGUGGUUGUUGCUUGGUAUCGGUGGCUGUGUUCCUCAUAUAUGGCGAUAAUUGGCAAAUAAACCCAAUAUAUGCUCCUUGGCUACCAUUUGGCUUGUUGGCUGCAUUUAUGGUAUUCACAAAUAUGGGACUUUAUCCGGUGACAACUACAAUGACAAUUGAACUUCUACCAGAGAGGUUAAAUUCAAAAAUUUUAAGCAUAUCAUCAUCGAUUUCCUGGUUUUUACUCUUUGGUGCGAUUGAGGCUUUUUAUCCUAUUACCAAACUAUUUGGUUUCACAACUUGGAUUUGGUUUUUCGUCGGGAUCAGUUCUCUACUUGUACUGUUUUCGUUGUUUAUACUACCGGAGACCCGUGGCAGGACAGCAGAAGAAAUUCAACAGCAAAUGGGUUAUGUGAAUAGUGGAAAUGUAGCCAGAAUCACAACGAUUACGCAUGGUCAUGUCAGUCAUGGUUAUAUUUAAUUAUGUUCAUCCUAUUGCAUUUGUCAUAAAAUACUAGCGUCAUUUUAAAGAGUUUGUUUGUAGAAGAUAUUUGUAAAUUGACAAUAAAACUUUAAAAAAAAUAAGUUAACUUUGGCUUUG
This is a messenger RNA of Teleopsis dalmanni, 2054 nucleotides long. RefSeq names its product facilitated trehalose transporter Tret1. The transcript is spliced from 7 exons. The record is from RefSeq and is a predicted model, not a curated record. Bases 486 to 1934 code for a protein of 482 amino acids. Gene Ontology annotation, biological process: transmembrane transport. Gene Ontology annotation, cellular component: membrane. Gene Ontology annotation, molecular function: transmembrane transporter activity. NCBI's taxonomy places the organism in Eukaryota, Metazoa, Arthropoda, Insecta, Diptera, Diopsidae.